Cylicocyclus nassatus is the source of this 2880-nucleotide messenger RNA. NCBI's taxonomy places the organism in Eukaryota, Metazoa, Nematoda, Chromadorea, Rhabditida, Strongylidae. The record is from the annotation of a GenBank genome assembly.
CUCAUAACGGGGAGGAAGUUUGAUUUCAUUUUUACCAGUGGUUUAUGUCACUCAAGAACUCGCCAUUGUUUUUCGAAAUAGUUUAUUUCACUUCUGCGCAGUUGAUAAUGGCUUUAGCGGUAAUGCUUGUUUAGAAUAAAACAUGGGAAAAGAAAGAUCGUCGAAAAGAAGACGUGAUGGCAACGAUUCAGACGAUGGACAUAGACAUAGGGAGAGAAGGCAUUCUUCUUCGCGUUCAAGGUCUAGAUCACCUUCACCGAAAGGCAAGCGAUCGAAGCGGAGAGAGAAGGAACGAGACGCAUCUCCAGCGGCGAAGGAGGAAUACGCUGAGUCACUGUCUAUCGAGGAAACAAACAAACUUCGCGCUAAGCUGGGUCUGGCGCCUUUAGAGGUUGACGAUGGACCUAAGAGUAAGGAAGCUGAAGAUGGAACCACUAUACAUGUCGAGGAUGGAAUCGAGUUUAGACAUAAGAGGCCUGAAAACUGGGCUGAGAAGAAGAAGGAUGAGGAAAUCAAAGAGAAGUUAGAGAUAGCAAAGAAGAAACGUCAUGUUUAUGAGAGAGUGUUGACUGCGAAAGGUUUGGCGGAAUCGGAUUCUGAGGAAGAUGCUGCAGAUUGGGUAGAAAAAUUGAAGAAGCAAGAGGAAGAGAGGAAACGAGCUGAAGAAAGGGCUAAAAUGCUUGAUGAGAUGGAUGAGGAAUUUGGAGUAAACACCAUCAUAGCGGAUGAAAAAGCGAAACAAGUCAAGAAGCGAACUGUCAAAAGUAGUGGAACGGGUGGUCUAGUUGUUGGCCAUUCAAAGGAAGCGUUUGCAGGUUUUUCCGAUCAUAUACUCGUCCUCGAGGAUAAAGGAGUUCUCGAUGAAGGAGAAGAAGUACUUGUUGAUCCUAAUCUCAAAGAUAACGAAAGGUACGCUCGAAAUGUCGAGCUCAAAAAGCGAAAGGAGCUAAUGAAAGGCUUUGAUGAUGUGGACGAGUUUGGAAAUCCCAAGUCUUAUGGUGUUCUACCCAAAUAUGAUGAGGAGCUUGAAGGUAUUAAAAAAGAGAAGUUCCGCCUUGAUGAACGUGGAGGCUACGAUUUGGAAAAGGAUGAAAGAGAUAAUCGGAUGCGAAAGGAAUUAGAAAUAGCUGGCAAAACGUUGGUCAGUUUGGAUAUGGACAAGUUCCAAGUUGGUAGCGAAUUUUAUACAAAGGAAGAAAUGACGGCAUUCCGCAAGGUUAAAAAGGGAAAGAAAUCGACACGUAAGAGAAAGAUUUUGAGAGCAGAGGAUUUGAUACCCGAUGAGCCAGCCGAGGGACGCGAUCUGGGAUCCAGGAAUCAUGGUAGAAGGCGGGAAGUGAAGGAAGAGACAUCAGAGGCCGUAGAAGAUGCAACAGCGCCAGAGCAGGACAGCUCGCAGAAUGAUAAGAACGCAAAUGGUGACAGUACUGACAAUACGGGAGCGCCAUCAGGACCCUGGAAAAAGGCUACGAAGAAUGCAGUCGAUCUCGACAUGCUCAAAAGUAUUGCGAAUGACGACCAUAGCGAAAGUGAAUCGAGUGAAGAAGAGUUUGAUGGAACUUCGGAGCUCGCUGGAGUGGUCAUUGAAGACGAUGCGGAAGCGGAACUACAAAUCGUUCUUGAGAAAGCACGGCGCCUGAGACAAGUAGACGUGAAAAAGGAUGACGUCGAUGUUGCACAAAAGGUUCAUGAAAUGAUAGCCACUCAAGAUAUCAAGAUGGAAGUGGACGAGGAGAAUGGAACACACGAGAGCCCUGUCGAACGAGAUGGUGCUGUGACGCUGGAUGCGACUAUGGAGUACUGCAGAAACAUAGGUGAUAUUCCUACCUAUGGUUUGGCUGGCAACCGCAAUGAUGCUAUAGAUGUUUCGGAGAUGAAGGAAGAAGUUGAAGAUGGAGUUUCUGCUGUGAAGCGAUGGAAGCAGGCACAAACAGAGAAGGAGUCGCGGCGAAGACAAAGAGCGAAGAACAGGGAGUCGGUUCGUAAAUGGUCAGACAAACCUAGUAGCAGUGCUGCAUUAGACAGUGAUGAUGAAAAAGAACUGCAGCGAGUCAAACAGGAAGUGGCAGAAUAUUCUGACACUGACUCGGAUGAAGAUGGCGACAAAAAAGAGUAUGAGAAUGUUCUCGGUAAGGAAGCUGAUGUUUCGAAAGGUGUUGGCGCAAUGUUGAAGUUGGCCGCUCAGAAGGGUUACCUGAAUGAUACCGAAGUCAAAAAGAAAGCUACGCAAAGUCUGGAUCAUCUUCGAAACCAGUCGAAAACGCAAAUAGAACAAAGCAAAUAUGAUAUUGAGGACAAAUAUGCUAAGAAACUCGAUCGCCUUGGAACGACCGGGCGAGGUCCAAUCAUGCCAUUUGUCGAAAAGAAAGACUAUCACCCAGAGGUGAAUAUUCACUACGUAGAUGAUAAGGGACGAGUAAUGGAUCAAAAAGAUGCCUACCGAGAGCUUUCUUACAAGUUCCACGGCCGUAAUCCUGGCAAGAAGCAGACCGAGAAGAGAAUAUCUAGAAGAGAUAAGAAGGAGUUGCUGAAACAGAUGAACAGUUCGGACACUCCUCUUGGCACUUUAUCUAAACAGCUGAAGAAACAAGAGCUAUUACAAACACCCUAUCUCGUACUUAGCGGAUCCGGACGAAGUGACCACACGUCCCUGAAGAAGGAAUGAUAUACACCACAACGACAUUCGUGUUUAUAAUUGUACGUGAUAAAUGUUAAGAAUCGUCUUCUUCCGAAUUAUACCAUUCUUAUGUAAUCAAAGAUUCAGACAAAAUUUAUCCUACAUAGUUCAAAGCACCACAAACAUUCCUCGAUCAUAUGUUCGAAUUUCAAAAAACAAAAUUCUCUAUAUACAAGAUUAGAAGUUAUAAAUGUUCUCAAAAU